This is a messenger RNA of Clunio marinus, 234 nucleotides long. NCBI's taxonomy places the organism in Eukaryota, Metazoa, Arthropoda, Insecta, Diptera, Chironomidae. The record is from the annotation of a GenBank genome assembly.
AUGAAAGCAGGUAGAAAUAAAUUCAAGAAAAUCUUGAAGCAAAACAGAUGCAAUACAAAAGAGAACCCAAGAAAAGGCAGAAAGAAAGGAAUGUUUAUUGUUCCAUCCCAUGUCUGUUAUCCAAAUGUUCAUCGUUUGAUGAGAUUAUCACACUUUAGCCAAAUGCCUAUUAUCUUCAAGGUGUCUGCGCACAACAAACUGAAACGGAAAUUCAAAACAAUUUUUAGAGUGUAG